Molecule: messenger RNA, 1672 nt
Organism: Dromiciops gliroides (monito del monte)
Lineage: Eukaryota; Metazoa; Chordata; Mammalia; Microbiotheria; Microbiotheriidae
Gene: GPATCH11
Product: G-patch domain containing 11
Exons: 9
Coding region: 195-947 (250 amino acids)
Cellular component (GO): kinetochore
Molecular function (GO): nucleic acid binding
Source: RefSeq, a predicted model, not a curated record
CACUGCGCGCCUGAAGCGAAGCUGCUGCGAUGUCCCAGAGUGCGACCCGUCUCCUGGGAGGAAGCUCGCGGCCUGAGCGUGGAGUGGGUGAGAGUCUCACAGAUCAGUGUGCGAAGAACUCGCAGUCUAAGGGGGCGCGAGCUGGCCGGAAGACUAAAGUUGCCAUAUAAAGAAGUUCAGAACUGAAGAUAAACAUGGCAGAAGAAGAGGACUAUAUGUCUGAUUCUUUCAUUAAUGUGAAAGAAGACAUCAGACCUGGAUUGCCCAUGUUGAGGCGAGUCAGAGAGGCUCAUCAAAAAGAAGAAAAGCAUCUGGAGGCAAAUCUAAAAAAUAGACAGAAGAGUUUAAAAGAAGAAGAAAAAGAAAGACGUGAUAAUGUUUUGAAGAGUGCUUUGGGUAGUGAAAACAAGGGAUUUGCUUUGCUUCAAAAGAUGGGGUAUAAAAGUGGACAGGCUCUUGGCAAGAGUGGCAGUGGCAUUGUUGAACCCAUUCCUCUGAACAUCAAAACAGGAAGAAGUGGCAUUGGUCAUGAGACAUUAAUAAAACGGAAAGCAGAGGAAGAACUUGAAAAUUACCGAAGAAAAGUUCAUUUGAGAAACCAAGCUGAAGAAAAAGCUGCAGAUCAGUUUCGAUUACGACUCAAAAGUAAAAAAGAAGAACUGAAGUUAGAAGGUGAUCUUAGAAGAAGCCAGAGAGCCUGCCAUCAAUUAGACACACAGAAGGAUAUUCAGGUUCCCAGGGAGCCAUGGUACUGGUUCAUGCCAGAAAAAGAGGAAGAAGAUGAAGAAGAGAAAGGAGAGAAAGAACAGGAAGAAGAUGAAUAUGGUGGUGAAGAAUUAAGUGUACUGGAAAAAUUACAAAUUCUGACAAGAUAUUUAAGAGAAGAACAUCGGUAUUGUAUUUGGUGUGGAACAACCUAUGAAGGAGCAAAUGAGGUCACACGGUGAUCAUAGAGGAAUAAGAGAAGAGGGCCCAAGACAGAGCCUUUGAAGACAGCCAUGAAUAGUGAAAAUGACAUGGAUGACAGUCCAGCAAAGGAGAGAGAGAAGGAACAAUCAGAUAAGUAGAAGAGAGCCAGGAGAGAGCAAUAUCAGAAACACCUAGGGACGAGAGAGCGUCCAGGAGGAAAAUGAUCAACAGUGCCAAAUACUAUUGCAGAAAGGUCAAGAAGCAUGUGGAUUGAGAGAAGGCAACUUUGGAGAAGGCAGGUUCAGUUGAAUGAUGAGGUCAGAAGCCAGAUUGUAGGGAGUUAAGGAAAGAGUAAGAUGAAAGGAAGUGAAAGCACCUUGUGUAGAAGUUUUUCUCAGAGUUUAGCCACAAAGAAAAGCCAAGAUAUGGUACAUUAGCUAAAGAGGAUGGUGGGAUCAAGUGAGGAUUUUUUAAAUGAUGGGAAUGACAUGGGUAUGUUUGUGGUCAUUGGGGAAGGAGCCAGUAAAUAGGAAGAGAUUGAAAAUUAGAGUGAGAGGAUGAUAGUGGAGACAAUCUGCUGGAGAAGGGGACAUGGGACAGGAUCCAAGAGCUAAUUGUGGUAUUCUGCUACUGUAACUAAUUCCAGAUACCCAGUAUCUAUUUCUUGUUCCUUUAAACUAGUUUUUUGUUCCUUUUUUUUUAACCUUCAGUUUCUCUGAUACAUAUUUUACUACUGCAACCUUUUUAUAAGGCUAGUUAUAAU